AUUAGUAACUCGAGAAGAAUGGAAGGUGUGGAGUUUAAGGAAGAAUGGCAAGAUGAAGAUUUUCCAAGGCCCCUGCCAGAGGAUGAUCCUGUUGACUCAGAUGUUUUGGCUGAGGCUGGAAGAGAAGGUGAAAUUGAACAUAAUGGGAACAAAGUGAGGAAGAAACUAGUGGCACCUGAUAUUAGCUUAACUUUGGACCGCAGUGAGGAAUCUGUAUUGUCUGAUGAUUUGGAUGAGAGUGGAGAGAUUGAUUUGGAUGAUUUGGAUACUCCCUCAGAGAACAGUAAUGAAUUUGAAUGGGAAGAUGACCUUCCAAAGCCAAAAACUACUGAUGUAAUUAGAAAAGGAUCGCUUACAGAAUACACUGCAGCGGAAGAGAAGGAUGAUGGUCGGCGCUGGCGUAUGUUUAGGAUUGGAGAACAGGACCAUAGGGUGGACAUGAAGGCAAUUGAACCGUAUAAAAAAGUCAUCAGUCAUGGUGGUUAUUAUGGUGACGGGUUAAAUGCUAUUGUUGUGUUUGCUGUUUGUUUUAUGCCAGAAAGCAGCCAGCCUAACUACAGAUAUCUAAUGGACAAUCUAUUUAAGUAUGUAAUUGGCACUUUAGAGCUGUUAGUAGCAGAGAACUAUAUGAUAGUUUACUUGAAUGGUGCAACAACACGAAGGAAAAUGCCAAGUUUAGGAUGGCUCAGGAAAUGUUACCAGCAAAUUGACAGAAGGUUAAGGAAAAAUCUGAAAUCAUUAAUAAUAGUUCAUCCUUCUUGGUUCAUCAGAACGCUUCUGGCCAUCACUAAACCUUUUAUUAGCUCAAAAUUCAGUCAAAAAAUUAGGUAUGUCUUUACGUUGGCAGAACUUGCUGAACUUGUCCCCAUGGAGUAUGUUGGCAUCCCAGAGUGCAUAAAACAGUAUGAAGAAGAAAAGUUUAGAAAGAAACAGAAAAGAAUUGACCAAGAGCUGAAUGGGAAACGAGCAGAGAAAUGAACAGUAAGUUUGGAAUCCAAACGGGACAGAAGAAUAUGCAGAUGGAAUGAUUCCAUUUUUUCUCCCUUUACAAUGCAUUCAUUAAUGUGUGUGUAUGUGUGUAUAUAUAUUAUAUAACCUGUUACAAAAGGUGCUUAACUUUGAAUUAGCACACAAUGGAGUGUUCACUGCUGUAAUGGUUUAAGUCUUGACUUUAAUAGCUACCUUUAUAUGUAAUCAUUUUAUACUGCUAAAUGUCAAAGAACCCUAUGUUUUUAGAGGACAUUCUUGCAAUUGUUUAUCUAAAUGAUGCAUGUUCUUCAGUAAAAUAUUUAUAUACCUAAAUGUUAAAGGAAAGAGAUAAUAUAUAUUUUUAUGACUCUUAACAAAAUGAUGUGUACCUGCAAGAGGAAUUCAUUUGUAGGUAGAUAAGA
Messenger RNA from Tinamus guttatus (white-throated tinamou), 1391 nucleotides. It is a transcript of the gene BNIP2, whose product is annotated as BCL2 interacting protein 2. Gene Ontology annotation, biological process: apoptotic process. Lineage: Eukaryota; Metazoa; Chordata; Aves; Tinamiformes; Tinamidae. The record is from RefSeq and is a predicted model, not a curated record. Gene Ontology annotation, cellular component: cytoplasm.